UCCAACCCCACAACCACAACCAAACCAAACGCACGACGCCCACCUGUCUCCUCCCGCACGCACGCCUCGAACCUUCCCCAGGCCGCGGAGGAAGGGAAGGGAGGAGCGAUGGGCGAGUACUGCGCCCCGGCGGCGGCGGCGGAGGCGGAGGGGGAGCGGCCGGUCGCGGUGUCCGUGCUGCCGCUGCCCCCGGUGGCGGCGGCGGGCAGGUACCUGUACGGCGACUACGACCGCUGCUCCACCAAGCAGGUCUUCGACAACCUCCACGGCAACAUCUCCCUCGACCCCUUGGCCCGUGAAUUUGUCGAUACAGAGGAAUUUCAGAGGUUGCGGGAUCUGAAACAGCUUGGCCUUACAUAUCUGGUGUUUCCCGGGGCUGUCCACACACGUUUUGAACAUUCCUUAGGUGUUUAUAGACUUGCUGGGGAGGCUAUGAACAAUCUUCAGAAGUACCAGGGAAACGAGCUUGGCAUUGACCGCAUUGAUGUUCAAACUGUGAAACUUGCAGGUCUCUUACAUGACAUUGGACAUGGCCCCUUCAGUCAUCUGUUUGAGCAUGAGUUUCUUCCUCGUGUUCAUCCAGGAUCAACAUGGUCCCAUGAACAUAUGUCUGCACUGCUUCUGGACAGCAUUGUCGAUAAACACGCAAUAGAUAUUGAACCUGAUUAUCUGAAAGUUAUCAAGGAAAUGAUAGUUGCAAGCUCUGACGUCUCCACAGCAGAAGGUGUGAAGGAGAAGCGUUUCCUUUACGACAUUGUUGCUAACGGGCGCAAUGGUAUAGAUGUUGACAAGUUCGACUACAUUGACCGUGAUUGCAGAGCAUGUGGUAUUGGGAGCAAUUUCCAGCACUGGAGGCUUUUAGAAGGUAUGCGAGUGAUGGGCGAUGAAAUAUGCUACCCUGCCAAAGACUAUCUGAGCAUCCAUAAAUUGUUCACAACACGUGCUGAUCUGCAUCGGACUGUCUAUACCCAUGCCAAAGUAAAGGCUGUUGAACUGAUGCUUGUGGAUGCGCUUGUUGAAGCGAAUGAAUACCUGGGAAUAUCUUUGCAUGCCGAUGAUCCAGAGGACUUUUGGAAGUUGGAUGACACAAUCGUGAAAAGCAUCGAAACUGCUCCCAACGAUGAACUGAAGAAAGCAAAGGAAAUCAUUCAGCGUAUUCGCCGGAGAGAGCUCUACAAGUUCUGCAAUCAAUAUUCUGUUCCAAAGGAUAAACUGGACCAUUUCAAGAAUAUAACUGCACAAGACAUAGUUUGCUCACAGAUAACUUCAAAGGUGCUGCUGAAGGAGGAAGACGUGGCGGUCAGCAAUGUCAAGAUUGACUUGACACGUGGGAAGGACAACCCGCUCGAAAGCAUCAAGUUCUUCAAGGUAUCUAUGAUCAUCUUCACAUGUAGGAUAUGUAUGGUGGUUAUCAUAUUAUGCCUUGGCAUUGGUCUAAGUAGCAGUGUUGUGAUGCCAGGAUUUCGGAUGCGAAGAGAAGUUCCCGAUAACGGACGAGCGCGUGAGCCACCUGCUGCCCGUGUGCAACCAGGACAGGAUCGUGAGGGUGUACGCCAAGAAGCCGGAGCUGGUGGAGGCGGUGUCGGAGGCGUUUGAGAACCUGCAGCUGAGGAUGUACGGGGAGAAGACGCAGGUGCAUGGCACGCCCACCAAGAAGAAGCGCAGGUUCAACUAGGCUCUAGCUGCGGCAUACCACAGGCAGGCAGGCAGAGUAGGAAACGAAACAAACGACAUAUGGAGGGUGGACAUAUAUAUACAUAUACAUAUAUACUUACUAGUAGAGUCAGUUGGUUUUAGCUAGGAAAGUCAGUCAGUCAGUCAGUCAGUCUGCGUAGGGAAGUUAAAGGGAAGGACGACACACGCACUCACUGUUGAAGUGAAUUGUACAGUUUUGAUGCACGGAAACGGGGGAAAUUUUACCGUCGGCGGCAUAUCUAGUGUAGGUACUGACUGACACACAGGAUGGCUGCCGGGUGCAUGCAUGGUGCCUUGUGAUUUGGCCAUACACUCCCUCCCCCGUGUCCUCCGUCUGCUUACCUUACCACCUACUCCCUCCGAUCUAAAAUAGAUGACCCAAUUGAGUCAUCUAUUUUGGAACGGAGGGAGUAUUACCUAUAUCUAUAUGGAUGAUGAUGAUGAUGAUGACACUGCUACCAGUUACGGAAUGGUGAAUAUAUAUCACACACAUAGAAUCCCUUUGCAUGAUGAUC
Molecule: messenger RNA, 2210 nt
Organism: Triticum aestivum (bread wheat)
Lineage: Eukaryota; Viridiplantae; Streptophyta; Magnoliopsida; Poales; Poaceae
Product: deoxynucleoside triphosphate triphosphohydrolase SAMHD1 homolog
Exons: 18
Coding region: 109-1596 (495 amino acids)
Biological process (GO): dGTP catabolic process
Cellular component (GO): nucleus
Molecular function (GO): dGTPase activity
Source: RefSeq, a predicted model, not a curated record